UAUACAGUACCAUUUUACUAUAUAUCAUUAUAAAAAUUUGAUAGCGUUUAUUUCUAACAAUGGUUUUUACGAUGAACGUCGUAAUUCGUGACAUAGAUUGUAGGCACGUAAAGAGAAACCGGUUUUUUAAUGGUUCUCCCACGUGGAAGGCGGUUAGUCGAAGCGGGGAUGAGAGUUACAACGGUACAUACUUUCACAUGAUGUACGUUUCGCAGUUUAAAAGUAAACUCGGUGCGGACUGAACGACUGAAUUAAUUCUAGUCCCGCUUAAAUCAAAAUACCACUACUAUGUCAGACGAAAAGGAGUUUGAAAAAGUGCAGGACAAAAAGAAAACACAAUAUAUCAUAAAAAGGCAAGUCAUGAAUGUGAAGGUGAAGACAGUGCUGAAGAUUAUUUUAUCUUCUAUAGCGGGUCCUCUGAUUCUGUAUGGUAUAUUUUUCAUAUAUUUGCAUUAUCAAACGCAUGUGAGACAUCUAUUCGAGAAAUUUUCUACGACAGUAAAUAAGGAUCAACCAAAGUUCUGGGUCUACGCCAAGAGCAAUGACACCGGUUACCUGAAACAUGUGCAUGCGGUGCUCCAACGACUUGGUUUUCAGGAGGGCAAUAACGAAUCCGAUUGGGAUCUGUUGUGGGCCCACGAUUAUCCAUUUCGCGUGUUGUCCGCGAGCUUGAGUAAAUUGCAACAACAUCAGCGAGUCAAUCACUUCCCCGGUUGUGGCUACAUCACGAACAAAGUAGACUUGUCGACGUCGCGCGGCGGCCGAUACAUCCCGGCAGCAUUCAAAAUGCCAGAGGACCAGCAGGCCUUCCUCGAUUACGCCCGAUCGAAUCCCGCAAAGCAGUUCGUGCAGAAGUCAAACGACCAUCGGGGCAUCCGCAUUCGCGACGGCAGCGAUGCAAAUUUCACCGCCGAUACAUUCAUCCAGGAAUUCAUCGAGCGGCCGUUCCUCGUGGACGGCUACAAGUUCGAUAUUGGCGUGUACACUGUUAUCACGUCUGUGGAUCCGUUGCGGAUGUAUGUUUACAAAGGCGACGUGCUGUUCCGCUUCUGUCCAAUCGAGUACUAUCCGUUCGACCCGGAGGUGCUGGACAAGUAUGUGGUCGGCGAUGAUUACCUGCCGAUUUGGAACGUGCCAUCUUUGAAGAGAUACUACGCCGAACUCGGGUACUCGAUGAAGGACUCAUUUGACGCAUACGUCAGGGAGCGAGGGCAAAAUCCGGCGGAGAUGUGGGACCGGGUGUACGACGCCAUUCGUGAGGUCGCUCUGAUGAAAGAGGCGCAGAUCAGAGAGGUCUCCAAGCGCUUCGGCAAUGGCAGAAAUUUCUUCGAACUUGUGAGAUUCGACCUGGCUCUCGACGAGGACCUGACUGUCUACAUGAUGGAAGCAAACAUGUCGCCGAAUCUGUCUUCCGCGCAUUAUCCUCCGAAUCAGUUACUGUAUGAACAGGUCAUAUUCAAUACAUUCGCGUUGGUCGGUAUCGCCAAGAGGACUAGAAAAGAAUCCUUGAGAAUAAGAGAUAAAAAGGAGGAAGAGAUGGAAAUAGCAAAUAAGAAUAUCGUAGUGCUACCGGAACUCUGUAAGAAAUGUGACAAUGAUUGCUUUCGCGUGGAGUGCCAAUUGUGCCGACCGUGCUUCACAUCGGAAACAAAACUCAUUUUGUCACAGAGUUAUCUUGAGCAUCAGAAUCGGAUGGAUUUUCAAAGAAUUUUCCCACCACCCAUAACAAGAGACAUGAUGCUGAAGAACUACACACUGAGAAAUCAAUUACUCGUCAGAUGGUACCAAGGAAAAUGUGAAUUAGAUAAGACAUGGUGUAGUUAAUUAUACAGUGAAACAAAAAGUAUAUCAAUGAGUCCUGUAAUAUUUAUUUCAGAUAUAUAAAACUGUAUAUAUAUUGUAUAAACAAGUAAAAACGCGUGAAUAUUUAACAAUAUUAGUACUAUUCUAUUUGUAUAUUGUACAUUUGGAAUGUAAGCCAUAAAAAGAUUUAUUGCAAUAAAAUUAUAUGCUAGAA
Molecule: messenger RNA, 2017 nt
Organism: Wasmannia auropunctata (little fire ant)
Lineage: Eukaryota; Metazoa; Arthropoda; Insecta; Hymenoptera; Formicidae
Gene: TTLL15
Product: tubulin polyglutamylase TTLL6
Exons: 4
Coding region: 289-1824 (511 amino acids)
Biological process (GO): protein modification process
Source: RefSeq, a predicted model, not a curated record